Asterias rubens (European starfish) is the source of this 1098-nucleotide messenger RNA. RefSeq lists its product as uncharacterized. The transcript has a single exon. NCBI's taxonomy places the organism in Eukaryota, Metazoa, Echinodermata, Asteroidea, Forcipulatida, Asteriidae. The record is from RefSeq and is a predicted model, not a curated record. Bases 1 to 1098 code for a protein of 365 amino acids.
AUGCUGAAGGCGGAUCCCCUCCCACCUAUCCUUACCAUCUCGUCCCAGAAAUCGGCCCUACCUUUCAAAGAGCAAAACCACACCCCACGUAACCACACUUCGCUACAGCCCGAGCACACAGAACCCCAGCCUACCUCACUGUAUUACGACGACCACCACGCUGUACAACGAAGGCACACCACACGGCUGAGAACAAACUUCAUUUCACUACAGCCCGACUACAAGUCGUUACAACCCGACCACACGGUGCUGCAACCUUACCAAAGCUCACUAAAAACUGACCACACCCCGAGACCUCAUGACCACACCCAUACCGACAGCACCCACUCGAACUUCGACACCGUGGAUAGCAAAAGAACAAUGAACCGACCAGUCUUUCACACCAGCAGGGGGAAUGUUCUAAUGAAGUCAAAUAUCAGACCAGAGGACGACAUCGCGGCCUUGUCGACUGAGUUGUCGACACGAAUCCCACUGGUGCAAGAGACGAGCAUCAAGGACUUCGAACGCUCGAGAACAAUAUACACAACGAACGCAACUCUUGUCGAUCGUAAGAAACGCUAUGACGUCACGGCAGAAAAAAAGGACAAUCAUAUAAAGCGACAGUCGACCAGAAGGAAGAAAGACAAUGUGACGUCAAUGCAGAGGGGAGGCACCCACUAUUUCCCCCCGGGUAAUGUUAUACCGCGGAACGAUAGCUUGAUUCCGAGCAUGUUUCCGAAAGUUCGACGUGUCGACCGAGGAGGGGCAUGUCCGACACAACUGUACAAAGAGUCAAAGUUGUCGUACACGGACAAGAUCAACGGCUCGGUCCAGCUCGAUCAUUACGUCAGGAGGAACUCAAGACCCCGGAUGGAGCCCCUCCGAGUCCCUUCAACAUCAACGGGGACAUCCGCGGGAGAAGAAAGCCUGGAGUCCGUCAUCUCGUCAAAUAAGAUGACGAUAGAGGGGCGGGUGUCUGAAAGACAAACUCGAGACUUACCGCCGGUUUGGGGUUUCUCGCACACCCCAAAAUAUGAUUAUUUCGAUGAGGGAUUAUCGGUGCCGCCCAACUCCGAGUAUGGGCCGUCUAGAUUGCAGAUGGUGACCCCAUUCGAGUAG